This is a messenger RNA of Armigeres subalbatus, 1221 nucleotides long. Its product is annotated as transmembrane protein 179. NCBI's taxonomy places the organism in Eukaryota, Metazoa, Arthropoda, Insecta, Diptera, Culicidae. The transcript is spliced from 4 exons. Bases 145 to 858 code for a protein of 237 amino acids. The record is from RefSeq and is a predicted model, not a curated record.
AACAAUAAACAAAACAAACUGUCAACAAAAGCGAUAGCAAAUUUUUGCAUUCCGUCGGAAAAGUUUUUCGUGUUUCCGAUUAAAAAUUUGUGAUUGUUCUGCUCGCGAAAAGCAGUGCCACUCGAAAUCGCACCCCAUGUCACAAUGGCCCUGUCCAAUGUGCUCAUCCUAAGCCAGGUGGCUGGCCAUGUCAUCGGACUGAUCCUGUCGCUGUGCAUGUUCAUACCGCUGUCGGUUCACGUUCACUCUUUCAAUGGCCACUGUUUGCUGUUUGCUUCCGGAACAUGGCAGGAGAAGGACGGAUUGUUCGAUGUUAGGUGGCCUUCCGAUGGCUAUUGCAACUACCCGAUCCUGGUGGGAGUGGCACUGUUUGUCGUUGCCGGAUUGCAGAUUUAUCGGUUGGCCAUUCUGGUGUAUCGUGAACUGGAAAGUUCCUUUCUGGCGCUGUUCUUCGACGUGGUCUUCAGCAUCACUUUGUGCACCAUGACGAUCGUGGCUGCAAUCAUCAUUACCCUCGGAUUCAUGUCAUGGUGUGGUGAAAUGACCGAACGAUUCCCCUCGUGUGAGAUAGCCGACGGACAGAACAUCACCAACGUCGAGCUGAACAUUUCGACCUCGGGCUUCUACAUCGAAAUGGGCACGGCACAGUUCGGAGCUUGGGCAUCGUUCGCCACGUGGGUUGGACUGUCGGUGUUUGCCCUGCUGAAGCUGAUCAACAACCACCAGCUGAGAAACAUGAAGGUUUCGAUGUACAUCGAGCGCCAGCGGCUGUUCAACGAAGACGUGUACCGAGGAACGACUUCGGAACUGCCGAGCGCCAAUAUGGCUGGUUCUCCUGGUGAAAACCAGAACGAUUGAACAUGUUUGAUGUGACGUAGCCCUGCACGAUCUAAUCAAUUAAACUAUUGACAUUAUCAUACUUAGGGGAAGGUGAACAGCAGUAUGGACAACAAUUCUAUUGUGAUUUUCAAACGAAUGAUUUGCGGCAACCGUGGUCGAUUCUAUUUUAAAAACUAAAUAAUGUUAGUUUCUGCGCGGCAAUUUUGUUUUGCAUUCCCAUAUUGCAUCAAACCGUUUAAUCGAUCUGUUUACAACUGUGUUAUUGUAUUAAUUUAAGUGCUGUAGCUUAAAGCUCGAAUGAGAUUGAAGGACAGGAUCAUUCAAUAUUUCGGCAGUGAAAUAAACGAAAAUGUAUUCGCAUUAUUUAAUGCAUUAUGGAAA